UGUUUGUGGGUGUAGAUGUGAGAAGCGGAUCGUGUGGAUUUGUGCUGACUGACGGUGCCGCUUUAUCAGGAGCAUCAUGGACGUGCUGGCCAACUACAGCAUCUUCCAGGAGCUGCAGCUCGUCCACGAUACCGGUUAUUUCUCCGCCAUGCCGUCUCUGGAGGAGAACUGGCAGCAGACGUGUCUGGAACUGGAGCGCUACCUUCAGACGGAGCCCAAGCGUCUCUCCGAGCUCUUCGAAGGCGAGCUGGACCGCCUGCUCUCGCCGGGCUUCAUGGGAGUGGACGGCGAGGACGAGACCGCCCUAAACCCGCCGCACGACGGCCUCGCCGAGACCCCGAGUCCCAGCCUGUCUCCGUUCCGCCGCUCGUCGACCUCGCCGUCGACCCCGGACCCCGGUGCGGCGGUGGACGUGGCCCAGCUGAGCGCGCUCACCUCCCUGACUCCGCCCUCGUCCCCCGAGCUGGAGCGGCACUCGCUCAAGGCCGCUCACACCUUCUGCACCUCGCCCGGCGGGACCCUGAUGCUCAAACUGGCCGUGGCGCGCCCUCUGUCGCCGGGGAACAGCGACGGCGAGCAGGCGGGCGCGGCCGGGGGCAGGGACUCGGCCGAGAACAAGAAGAGGGUGCACCGCUGCCAGUUCGAGGGCUGCAGGAAGGUUUACACCAAGAGUUCUCACCUGAAGGCCCAUCAGAGGACGCACACAGGUGAGAAGCCCUACAAGUGCUCAUGGGAAGGAUGCGAGUGGCGGUUCGCCCGCAGCGACGAGCUGACCAGACAUUACCGCAAACACACGGGCGCCAAACCCUUCAAGUGCUCACACUGCGACAGGUGCUUCUCACGGUCGGACCACUUGGCACUGCACAUGAAAAGGCAUAUUUAAAUAGGGGGGGCUGGAAGGAGAGCAGAGGAGAGGA
Molecule: messenger RNA, 917 nt
Organism: Trichomycterus rosablanca
Lineage: Eukaryota; Metazoa; Chordata; Actinopteri; Siluriformes; Trichomycteridae
Gene: klf7a
Product: Kruppel like factor 7a
Exons: 4
Coding region: 77-883 (268 amino acids)
Biological process (GO): regulation of transcription by RNA polymerase II
Molecular function (GO): RNA polymerase II cis-regulatory region sequence-specific DNA binding; DNA-binding transcription factor activity, RNA polymerase II-specific
Source: RefSeq, a predicted model, not a curated record